Molecule: messenger RNA, 10454 nt
Organism: Coregonus sp. 'balchen'
Lineage: Eukaryota; Metazoa; Chordata; Actinopteri; Salmoniformes; Salmonidae
Source: the annotation of a GenBank genome assembly
GGUCAUCCAACUCGGAAUUCCAAGGCGGAAAUUUGGGCGUCUUUCUAGAGUUCCGUCUUUCCGACUGACGUCCUGAUUUGACCAGUUUCAUACGAGCUACCAGUAGUCUAGAAAGCGCCAUACAUUCGGAGCUACGCUAGUGUACAAGUUUGUCGGUAAUAUUACAGCAACAAAGCCAUCGGGAUGCGGGGAGGCAAACUGCUACUGACUAUCACAUGAGUGAUCUUAUUUAACGGUAUUUCUCCGGUAUAGGCUAAGCGGUAGAGACUACUUUUUUUUUAAAUAACAGACAAAAAUAUUAGACAAUAGGAUAAAUAGAUCAUAUUUUGCUGACUUGAAAAGUCAACACGCUUUCUGUCAGCAACAAUGGAAUUUAGUUUUAUAUUGCUUAUUCUCUUCACGUUUCUUACUAUUAUUCUGGUGACUACAUUGUUCAGUAACAACGAUUCUACUGCCUCUGCCUCGUCCUCUGGCUCUGCUGCAUCCAAAGCAGAUCACUCAGGGGAGGAGGGCUCUUUGGCGCAGUCCGUGAGAGAGGAGGUAAAAGCCGGAUUAGUUAAAACAGGACCGUCGGUAAAUCUUACGGAGCAACAGGGGACAGUAGCAGGGCUAACCUCUACGAACAAACCGGAGGAGGACAGUCAACGCCGAUUCGUGGGGAAGAUAACGGACCCGGUGGCAGCAGACAGAAGGACAGUUGGGGAGGAGGGGCUGCACGCUGCUGAAGUUAGGAUCCAUGAUGCCACGAACGAGGAAAAUAUUAAAUCUGGCAUUAUGGUAAUAUAAUGUUCUGUAUUAGUAGCCUAUCUAAUAUGUUUGAUUAUAAUAUUAUUGAUAUAUUAUCAGAAUACACCGUUUCUCACCUUGGUCAGGAAGGUAUUGCAGGUAAGACGCAUGAUAGGCAGCUUUUGAACCAAGGUGACCCUAUUUGCUGCACAGCCAACUAAAUUACAUGAUCACACAGAUAGGCUACAGAGCCGAGGCCAAUACAUCACAAAUGUCAUAUUUAUCUGGUAGAGUACCUCUAAUUUAAUGAGCCAUGCCUUGCUGCAAGUAGCCUACAAGCAUGCCUCAAUGAUUUGCUGAAGUGCACAGUGGGUGGCAGUCCAGUCCACUGUGUCAGACUGGCUGAACCAUCACCAUAGAUACUGAGAAGAAACAGUCGGCUGUCAGCAACUUGGAGAGACGGAAAGAGAAAGGGAGCAUGAGCUAUGUAAUUGAUUUACACAACACAGGCUUUGACUGGCAUGAAAAUACUUCAGCAGCACAACAUAUAGGAUGGUCUAGUCCAGGGUUCCCGAAGGCCGAAUUUGGCACGCGGGUGAUUUUAUUUGAUCCCCCAAGUUUUCUGAGCAAAAAAAAAUUAAAAAGUCCAAGUGAUUUAAAUUUUGGAAAUCUGUUCCAAAGUAUUCCCAUGCAUAGAGAGAUAUACACUGUGUAUACAAAACAUUAAGAACUCAUGCUCUUUCCAUGACAUUUUGCCAUGAGGCUGAGAGAGAAAUUUGUUUUAAUGCUAAUUUAUGCUAUCCGAGUGACUCAAACAUUAUAACAAAAUCAAUGGAGGCCCCCAUGCCAUGCCAAAAAUACUCCUGAAUGCAUCAUUUUAAAAAUUUUAGAUUCUCUGACUUUCUAGCUUUUAUUUUGUUGAUUGUUAGCUUUACAUACUUUAUAUCUGGGUUUAGUCGUUUAAGUUUAAACUGAACAUGUUUUUCCAUUCCAAUUUUUGAUUUAAAAAAAUAAUUUUUGGGGACAUAGGCAGCUCGAAAUAACACUUAGGCAGCCCGCCCAAGACUUUUCUAUGCAGAAAAAAACAGGAUUUGUAUAUGAUCACAUACACUUUACAUACAAAACAUUAGGAACACCUUCCUAAUAUUGAGGUACAACCCCUUAAAAAAAAUAAAAGGUAAUUGUGUUUUCAAGCCACAGUAAUGCACUUUAGACCAAAUCUUCAUCAGCGCCCAAUGAGGAUGCAUUGAAUAGAAUGCUCAGUUGAGCAUCAGUCCUAAAACGAAUGUUCAAAACAAUAUUUUGAUGCAACGUGCAACCAAUGAAUUAAAUUACUAGAGGGGCUAUGUCAUAAACCCUCAAAGUUCCAGAAUGGUGUGAAAAUGCCAGCCAUAUUGGUCAGGGAGAAAUCCAAACCAGUCUACUUGGAAUGAAUGGCAGUAGAGGCAUAAUCCUGAUUUUAGUAAGAUGUGAUAUAUCAGAAAUGGUGUAAUAAAAUUGUCAACCUAAAAUAUUGUCAUAAUUAUAAGUACAGUUUGAGUGGGUUUUAUACAAAAUGUCUGUAUAAAUAGCCUCUAAAAUAUAUGUUAACAUACCAUAAAUGUCUCAAUUUGAGUUUUUUGGAAAGCUGUGAGUGCUAUUAUAUGACGCAAAUUCAGCACUUGUGGCAUAUACAACUUGUCUUUGUCCUAUCAUCAACUGAUUUCAGUCAGUGUAUGGCUGUGGAUUGACUACAAUGUUUGAAUGGAAUGUUGGCAUAUUGGCAGUUAAUUUAAAACAUUUAUUGAAUCAUUCCUGUCUGGCUAGCUAGUUAACAAACAUACGGUGCAGAUACAUUCUUCAAAUUCAUUAUUUUACACAAUAUCAAAUCAAAUUGUAUUGGCCACAUGCGCCGAAUACAACAGGUGUAGACAUUACAGUGAAAUGCUUACUUACAGCCCCUAACCAGCAAUGCAUUAAUUUUUUUAUAAAAAAAGUAAAAUAAAACAACAACAAAAAAGUGUUGACAAAAAAAGAGCAGAAGUAAAAAAAAAAAAAUAACAGUAGGGAGGCUAUAUAUACAGUGAGGCAAAAAAGUAUUUGAUCCCCUGCUGAUUUUGUACGUUUGCCCACUGACAAAGACAAGAUCAGUCUAUAAUUUUAAUGGUAUGAUAAUUUGAACAGUGAGAGACAGAAUAACAACAAAAAAAUCCAGAAAAACGCAUGUCAAAAAUGUUAUAAAUUGAUUUGCAUUUUAAUGAGGGAAAUAAGUGUUUGACCCCUCUGCAAAACAUGACUUGUUGGCAAUCACAGAGGUCAGACGUUUCUUGUAGUUGGCCACCAGGUUUGCACACAUCUCAGGAGGGAUCUUGUCCCACUCCUCUUUGCAGAUCUUCUCCAAGUCAUUAAGGCUUCGAGGCUGAUGUUUGGCAACUCAAACCUUCAGCUCCCUCCACAGAUUUUCUAUGGGAUUAAGGUCUGGAGACUGGCUAGGCCACUCCAGGACCUUAAUGUGCUUCUUCUUGAGCCACUCCUUUGUUGCCUUGGCCGUGUGUUUUGGGUCAUUGUCAUGCUGGAAUACCCAUCCAUGACCAAUUUUCAAUGCCCUGGCUGAGGGAAGGAGGUUCUCACCCAAGAUUUGACGGUACAUGGCCCCGUCCAUCGUCCCUUUGAUGCGGUGAAGUUGUCCUGUCCCCUUAGCAGAAAAACACCCCCAAAGCAUAAUGUUUCCACCUCCAUGUUUGACGGUGUGGAUGGUGUUCUUGGGGUCAUAGGCAGCAUUCCUCCUCCUCCAAACACGGCGAGUUGAGUUGAUGCCAAAGAGCUCGAUUUUGGUCUCAUCUGACCACAACACUUUCACCCAGUUUUUCUCUGAAUCAUUCAGAUGUUCAUUGGCAAACUUCAGACGGGCCUGUAUAUGUGCUUUCUUGAGCAGGGGGACCUUGCGGGCGCUGCAGGAUUUCAGUCCUUCACGGCGUAGUGUGUUACCAAUUGUUUUCUUGGUGACUAUGGUCCCAGCUGCCUUGAGAUCAUUGACAAGAUCCUCCCGUGUAGUUCUGGGCUGAUUCCUCACCGUUCUCAUGAUCAUUGCAACUCCACGAGGUGAGAUCUUGCAUUGAGCCCCAGGAUGAGGGAGAUUGACAGUUCUUUUGUGUUUCUUCCAUUUGCGAAUAAUCGCACCAACUGUUGUCACCUUCUCACCAAGCUGCUUGGUGAUGGUCCUGUAGCCCAUUCCAGCCUUGUGUAGGUCUACAAUCUUGUCCCUGACAUCCUUGGAGAGCUCUUUGGUCUUGGCCAUGGUGGAGAGUUUGGAAUCUGAUUGAUUGAUUGCUUCUGUGGACAGGUGUCUUUUAUACAGGUAACAUGCUUAGAUUAGGAGCACUCCCUUUAAGAGUGUGCUCCUAAUCUCAGCUUGUUACCUGUAUAAAAGACACCUGGGAGCCAGAAAUCUUUCUGAUUGAGAGGGGGUCAAAUACUUAUUUCCCUCAUUAAAAUGCAAAUGAAUUUAUAACAUUUUUGACAUGUGUUUUUCUGGAUUUUGUUGUUGUUAUUUUGUCUCUCACUGUUCAAAUAAACCUACCAUUAAAAUUAUAGACUGAUCAUUUCUUUGUCAGUGGGCAAACGUACAAAAUCAGCAGGGGAUCAAAUACUUUUUUCCCUCACUGUACAGGGGGGUACCGGUGCAGUGUCAAUGUGCGGGGGCACCGGCUAGUUGAGGUAAUAUGUACAUGUGGGUAGAGUUAAAGUGACUAUGCAUAAAUAAUUAACAGAGUAGCAGCAGCGUAAAAAGGGCAGUGCAAAUAGUUCGGGUAGUCAUGAUUAGCUGUUCAGGAGUCUUAUGCCUUGGGGGUAGAAGCUGUUGAGAAGUCUUUUGGACCUAAACUUGGCACUCCGGUACCGCUUGCCGUGCGGUAGCAGAGAGAACAGUCUAUGACUAGGGUGGCUGGAGUCUUUGACAAUUUUGAGGGCCUUCCUCUUACACCGCCUGGUAUAGAGGUCCUGGAUGGCAGGAAGCUUGGCCCCAGUAAUGUACUGGGCCGUACACACUACCCUCUGUAGUGCCUUGUGGUCGGAGGCAGAGCAGUUGCCAUACCAGGUGGUGAUGCAACCAGUCAGGACGCUCUCGAUGGUGCAGCUGUAGAAUUUUUUGAGGAUCUGAGGACCCAUGCCAAAUCUUUUCAGUCUCCUGAGGGGGAAUAGGCUUUGUUGUGCCCUCUUCACGACUGUCUUGGUGUGUUUGGACCAUGAUAGUUUGUUGGUGAUGUGGACACCAAGGAACUUGAAGCUCUCAACCUGUUCCACUACAGCUCUGUCGAUGAGAAUGGGGGCGUGCUCAGUCCUCUUUUUUUUUUCCUGUAGUCCACAAUCAUCUCCUUUGUCUUGGUCACGUUAAGGGAGAGGUUGUUAUCCUGGCACCACACGGCCAGGUGUCUGACCUCCUCCCUAUAGGCUGUCUCAUCGUUGUCGGUGAUCAGGCCUACCUCUGUUGUGUCGUCGGCAAACUUAAUGAUGGUGUUGGAAUCGUGCCUGGCCAUGCAGUCAUGGGUGAACAGGGAGUACAGGAGAGGACUGAGCACGCACCCCUGAGGGGCCCCCAUGUUGAGGAUCAGUGUGGCAGAUGUGUUGUUACCUACCCUUACCACCUGGGGGCGGCCCGUCAGGAAGUCCAGGAUCCAGUUGCAGAGGGAGGUGUUUAGUCCCCGGAUCCUUAGCUUAGUGAUGAGCUUUGAGGGCACUAUGGGGUUGAAUGCUGAGCUGUAGUCAAUGAAUAGCACUCUCACGUAGGUGUUCCUCUUGUCUAGGUGGGAAAGGGCAGAUUGCAUCAUCUGUGGAUCUGUUGGGGCGGUAUGCUAAUUGGAGUGGGUCUAGGGUUUCUGGGAUAAUGGUGUUGAUGUGAGCCAUGACCAGCCUUUCAAAGCACUUCAUGACUACAGACGUCAGUGCUACGGGUCGGUAGUCAUUUAGGCAGGUUAUCUUAGUGUCCUUGGGCACGGGGACUAUGGUGGUCUGCUUGAAACAUGUUGGUAUUACAGACUCAGUCAGGGACAUGUUGAAAAUGUCAGUGAAGACACUUGCCAGUUGGUCAGCACAUGCUCGGAGUACACGUCCUGGUAAUCCGUCUGGCCCUGCGGCCUUGUGAAUGUUGACCUGCUUAAAAGUCUUACUCACAUCGGCUACGGAGAGCGUGAUCACAUAGUCAUCCGGAACAGCUGGUGCUCACAUGCAUGCUUCAAUGUUGCUUGCCUCGAAGUGAGCAUAUAAGUGGUUUAGCUCGUCUGGAAGUCUUGUGUCACUGGGCAGCUCGCGGCUGUGCUUCCCUUUGUAGUCUGUAAUAGUUUUCAAGCCCUGCCACAUCCGACCGGUGUAGUACGAUUCAAUCUUAGUCCUGUACUGACUCUUUGCCUGUUUGAUGGUUCGUCGGAGGGCAUAGCGGGAUUUCUUAUAAGCGUCUUAUCAAAGCACUAGCAAAUCAUGGUUGACCAACUCCUUGACCGAAAUGGCUGACCUUUAUCCCAUCAUAAGAAGGUUCAUGUCCAUGCUAGUAAUUCUAUGGUGGCUCCACUCUAUGGCAGAGAAAAACAUAUGUUUUAAAGUACAUUUACUGCAAUUUGACACAUUUUGCCAUGGGGCUUAGAGAAAAUGUAGCAGUUUUAAAGCAAGUUUUCUGCAGUUCUACACAUUUUGCCAUUGGGCGGAGAUAAAUCUUUGCAAUUUUAUAACACAUUUCCGUAAGCGACCACUUAUGCUGCUUGUGCCUGGAGCCGGCCCGGAGUCCAAUGUUUCUCAACCUCACUUUCUCCUUCCAUCUCUCUCUGUCUCUCUUCCUCUCUCUCUGUCUCUCUUCCAUCUCUCUCUGUCUCUCUUCCAUCUCUCGCUGUCUCUCUUCCUCUCUCUCUGUCUCUCUUCCAUCUCUCUCUGUCUCUCUUCCAUCUCUCUCUGUCUCUCUUCCAUCUCUCUCUGUCUCUCUUCCUCUCUCUCUGUCUCUCUUCGAUCUCUCUCUGUCUCUCUUCCUCUCUCUCUGUCUCUCUUCGAUCUCUCUCUGUCUCUCUUCCUCUCUGUCUCUCUUCCCCUCUCUCUGUCUCUCUUCUUCUCUCUCUGUCUCUCUUCCUCUCUCUCUGUCUCUCUUCCAUCUCUCUCUGUCUCUCUUCCUCUCUCUCUUAAUCUCUGACAGUCUGACCAACAGUGCUGGACCUCAAACCCUGCCUCAGCGGCGGUGGACAUUCAAGGAAGAGACUUUGGUCACCUACAGUUCCCUGAGGGGUGGUCAUUACUGUGUCCUUUCUCCCACCAACAGACAGGGGGCGCCACAGAGAGCCCGGAGGACAGCAACUGUGAGUAAGCUAACAUGCUGACCACACCGCUCGCGUCGCGUGCGCGAGCGUUGCAAAAUAAAUCUACACAUACAUGUUAUUCAAUCAUUUCAUCCAAACUGCUCGCGUGCGUCAACGAGCGUUUGCGUAGCCAGGCACUAUAAUAGAACUUGGUUCUAUUUGUGACACUUGACGCGCUGCAAGUCCCGCCUCUCCCAUCUCCUCACUGGUUUUUAGGAGCAUAUACCCACGUGGGUGAUUGAAAGAUGAACUGAGGUCCACACUCCAGUCCAGUUGGUGGUGGUAAUGCACCUUAAAGUUGGUUGCCAACCGCCAUAUAAAGUCCAAAGAAGAAGAAGCCUGAAGGAGGAGAGAUUACUAGAAACAAACUCGGUUUACCCUUUUAUCUGUGGAUUAAUUGUCGGAGUAGAGGACCUUGUGCAUUUCAGGUAAAAUAACAACCCAAUGUUUAUAUCCCAGGACAAAUUAGCUAGCAACAGCAAGCUAUCUAGCUAAAUUGACAUAAAUGUUUAAUGCUUUUCGACCUGUCCCCAAAUUAAUAUAGUUGGUUCAGAGUUCGUUUUGAUAUUUCAACCUGCGUGUCCUGAUCGCGUCUGGUGUUUGUGGACAAAAUCAACAUGCACGCGAUGGCGCACGUGCAAGCGGUCUGGUCAGAAUGUAAUGCUUUAAUCACUGUGGAUGGAGCAGUGGCCACCAACUUCGGUGCCAUUGACCUACACAAUGUGCCAGCUUUUGUUUCAGCCUAGCAAAAACACACCUGAUUUCAGCUAAUCAAGGCCUUGGUGAUCAGUUGAUCAGUAGAGUCAGGUGUGUUAGUGUUGGCUGGAAUAAAAGCCUGCAUAACAUGUAGCUCUUCAGGAGUAGGGCUGGUGACUGACCACUGUGAUUCCAACAGCACCAACUGAUUAUUUUUCUCUCAGCAGAUAUGGAAGAAGUGGACGCAGAACAUGCGCCCAUGAAAUACGCCCCCCGGACCAGCCAGAUGAAGAAGAUGAUAACCAAAGAGGAGCUGGAGGAGGAACAGAGGUCAGUGCUGGACUGGGCAGCAUCUCAAUACUCUGACGUGGCUUCCUCUGCUAUUCUCCUCUCCUUUCCACUUAUUUAAGUGCCUCUGCUUACCAGCAGUAACUGGCCGUACCCGAAUACCCAUACUUGCGUUCUAAAUAGUAGGCUUUUUGGGUAUGCGAAAAUAUAAAGUUUUAUAGGAUGUGAGAUUUCGAAAAUGUAGUAUACUUUAAAUGCCAGGAUGCCAUACUCAUUUCAGAUUUUCAUCUAGUAGAAUUUGCUUCACACUAUUGAGGAAGACAAUCGUCUUUUGAGACCCACGUGCGUUUGACAACAGCUUAUUAUCAGAAUAGUGGAUGCGCUCUACCAAAAUGAACAAGUGGCGGGGGAACUAGCGCGAUUAUGCAUUACAUGACGCCUUCUCAGUAUGGAUGAGCUUAGAAUGUUCAUCUUUGUUGCUUACUGCAUACAUUUUUACUAAAAAGUAUGUUCUAAAUACUAUGUAGUACGAUUAGUACACAGUAUGUAGUUUUCAGAUUUAGUAGGCAAGACAGAUUUCGGACACGGUCACUGUAAAUAGUCUUUCCAACUCAGUUUAACCCUCUCCUGUCCAGUGUCCUCUUCUACCUUACAGCCCCUCUCCCUCUCUCCAAGCGUCAGUGUGUGUCAGUGAGUGUUGUCUCUGUGAGGUGACUUUGCUUAGCAGUUGCUUCUAUCCACGGCACCACUGGGGACUUAGGACUGACCAGGGAUCAGAAAGAAAGAAAGAAAGAAAGAAAGAAAGAAACCCCCCCCACGAGUUGUGGGAGAAACACAAAUCAGACCUUGGAUCAGUGUUUUACUCCAGCAGAAACCCAGGCUUCCUAUUCAGAGACCCACCCAGGCAUGGUGUCUUGUCUGUAACAUCUGUGUCCUGCUGUUUAUUUCUGCAGGGUAGAGUUCACCACUGACUUUACCUCUCUGUAAGACCCUCGGACAGACCGACAGACAUGCAGACAGACAGGGGUUGUAGUAAAAGCAUGGUAAAGUAUGAACAAAUCAUUUGCCCUAAUUCAUUAGCGACGUCAUUGCCUGACCAUGCUAGGACGGAUGGAUGUGCUUAAACUCUAACCUCCGAUGUGAUUUUGAAACUUAAUCUAAUCUAAACUGACACCAAAAAGCAAAGGUAUUUUCAAAGGUAUUCCGUUUUGAAGCCCAUUGUCUUUUCUAGCAUGGACAUCUAGUGACCUACCAUCUAGUGACCUACCAUCUAGUGACCUACCAUCUAGUGACCUACCAUCUAGUGACCUACCAUCUAGUGACCUACCAUCUAGUGACCUACCAUCUAGUGACCUACCAUCUAGUGACCUACCAUCUAGUCCCCUGCCCCCGUCCCAUAUACCCAUGUCCUUCAUGCUCCUCAAACCAACACCACAUGGAUGCAGCCCCCCUCCUCCUCCUCUUCCUCUUCCCUGCUCCAUCCCCCCAGCUCCCCUGAGGCCGUUGCCAUGGUUCCCAGGUGUUGAGUACAAAUCAGGUGUUUCUCAGUGGUAGGUAAGGUGUUGAUUGUUUUUUUGUUGUUGUUUUUUUCUUAUUUUUUUUUAUAGGGGGUAGAUCAGCUUUAAUAUUGCAGAUAGAUUGUAGGUUCCAUCAAUGUAAUUGUCUGCAUCACUUCCAAUCCCCCAUAUGCUUUUUUUCUCUCGCAUAUAUAUAUAUAUAUAUACAUACAUACAUAUAUGCAUAUACAUACAUAUAUAUAUAUAUAUAUAUAUAUAUACACACAUACCCUUUAAAAAAUAAAAUAUUCCCUUUAUUACUUUCCAAGGGGUUGAUUGGGACUUAACUGUCACCUGUGUGUCUCUAGUGAUCACCUCAGACCGCAGGCCAGAUUUUGCUCACACCAUAUUCACUGUUCUGUGUUUCUUAGCUGGGUUGGGAGAGACUAUAAAGACACUGAUGACCUGCAAAACGAACAACCAAAAUCCAAAACAUAACCUUAACCUAAUUUUAACCAAUUCUGAAAUUAAAUGUUGGUUUGCAGAUAAGGAGUGUCCGUAUAGCUUUUUCUAUCUGGGCUGUACCGUCAUCUAGCUUUGCUGACCUAGGUUCAGAAUUUUUAUCAUGAACCACUUGUCGUUAACCAUCUGUGCAUGUAUGUAGACUAGAGUUUGUUUAAGUCGCUCUGAAUAAGAGCGUCUGCUAAAUGACGUAAAUGUUUAAAAACCAGCCUCUGUCGCUCUGGGCUCUAUCUCUAUCAUUGGCCAGGUGAGGGCAGCAGAGUGGAGACUCAGAUUUGUUUACCUGUGUGUUUUUCCAAGGGUGCAACAGGAGCAGCUGGCAGCCAUCUUCCAGCUGCUGAAGGAGAACCAGGAGACGUUUGGGGAGGUGUCAGAGGGAGACGUGGAGGAGCAACUCAGACUCUACUCCAUCUAA